Oncorhynchus nerka (sockeye salmon) is the source of this 1042-nucleotide messenger RNA. RefSeq names its product phospholipase A and acyltransferase 1-like. Bases 1 to 561 code for a protein of 186 amino acids. Gene Ontology annotation, molecular function: glycerophospholipid phospholipase A1 activity; A2-type glycerophospholipase activity. The transcript has 6 exons. Gene Ontology annotation, biological process: N-acylphosphatidylethanolamine metabolic process. The record is from RefSeq and is a predicted model, not a curated record. Lineage: Eukaryota; Metazoa; Chordata; Actinopteri; Salmoniformes; Salmonidae. Gene Ontology annotation, cellular component: cytoplasm.
AUGGGAUACUUCAUCCUGGUACCUGGAUACUUCAGAUCAUUACUAUACCUGGUAGGAUACUUCAUAUCAUUACUAUACCUGGUAGGAUACUUCAGAUCAUUACUAUACCUGGGGAGUUCUCAUCCAAAGCCGUUCCCAGGAGACAUCCUGGAGUUUCCUCGGAAUAAAUACUUCUCUCAUUUCGGAAUUUACUACGGAGAGAGAGAUGGAGUGCCCUACGUAGCACACCUCACCUGCAGAGACUCGGAGACGAAGCUCCUGCUUUUUGGUCGAGCCCUGAAGUCAGAGGUCAAACUGGACCCAGUGGAGGUGGUGGGACAGAGAUACAAGGUGAGGAACAUGCUGGAUGAGAUCCAUCCUCCCAGGGACUUCUACACUGUGGUGAAGCCUGCUAUAGACGAUAUGAUGGGUAAGGAUAUCACCUUCGACAUCUUGUUCCACAACUCUGAACACCAGGCCACGCUCUUCAGAUAUGGACUCAAGAAGUCUACACAGAUUGAGAAGGUCUACAUCCAGAUCCUGCCCACCUGGAAGGAACUGUUUAAGAAGAGGAAGUUGUAACAAUGACUACAACAGCGGCUGUGUUCUAGAACUCUGCCUACAGUCUGAUGCCCCCCUCCCCCCCUCUCCCUGGACCUCAUGCUGGGCCAUCACCUUUCUUACACCAGUACAUUAAUUUUAAAUCCUCGAGGGAGAAUCACCUGUCGUUCUACUCCUCACCAGCAGAGGAAACCAAAACAAGUACCAUCCUGAAGUCUGGCCAACUUACGCUCUGUUUUGCUCCACUGCGGUGAGGAUGGUGUGGAUCAGCCUAAGGAUUCCUGCUAAUGAGGAACAAGGAGAAUCAUAGCAGAUUGGAAUGUAUAGUUAAAAUAGUAUUUAACUCCAGUGUAGUGUACAACUCCAGUGUAGUGUAUAACUUCAGUGUAGUAUAUAAUAACUCCAGUGUAGUGCAUAACUCCAGUGUAGUGUAUAACUCCAGUGUAGUGUAUAACUCCAGUGUAGUGUAUAACUCCAGUGUAGUAUAUAAUAACUCCAGUAU